AUGGCCACGAUGGACUAUGGCGCCGAAGCGGUCAACAAUAAAUCCGAAGCCAAAAGGUUACAGGAUGAACGAUUGAGUCGUUACCUCGACGACAAAAACGGACCAAUGCCUCUCAGCGCGUUGGCGGUGCAGGGAAGCGAGAGAAGACAGCGAGCUCUAGCCGAGCUCUUGGGCAUCUUUGCGGGGUUCACGUAUCUCGAGAAGAUGGCACGGGGAGAUGUUACACAGGAGGCUGCCAACGAAUACCACCCCACACCACAACGUGCGUUCAACUACCGCCAAAAUCCGUAUAUCGUAAACCAGUUUACAGAAGAAUCCGGCAUUUUAUUCCUACAUGAUCCCGAAUACCCAAAUCUUGAAGAAUUCGAAGCAUCAGGCGCCUCCGAAAGCAAAGAUGACUCGCAACCUCAGCAAAGUUCCCGUCAAGCGGAUUCAACAGAUGAGAUAAAGCUGGCGUGGUCCGGCCUUCGAGGUGUGCGGAAGGGCCUGAAACGCCAACAUCAACGACUCCAGGAUAUAGCGUCCAAGUCAUCUUCGGCCAAUAUUCGGAAACUUUUAGACGCCUACAUCAGCCCUAAAAGAAUGGGAGAAAUGGGAAUCUUAGCAUACCGAGACGUCCUCGACUUCAUUGUCCCCGAUACUCUUGCCGAGGUUGUUGCUUUUACUUCAUUGUCCUACGUCAUCUCGAAUCUCCUGCUCCAACGCGGCCGGAUCGCCGAAACCGACGUUCUCUCUGGCAUACAGCGCUGGGGAGAUUGUAUUGUGAAUGUCGACGAUCGGAAGGCUUUCGCUUCAUUCGCUUCGGAGAUGUGGCCUCUGGAGCAUCUCCGAACUAUGAACGAGGUCGCGAAAAGCAACGGGCAAGACGACGACAAAGACUCGAAUCGCUCGAGGUCUAAGCACCCAGCGGCCGAUAAUCGUGGUUCCUUAGAACUACCGAAUGUCCAGUCUACACCACAAGCUAUUGGGGGUAGCAGCACGUCAAAGGAGAUUCGAGAAGCGGCCCUACUCAACUCGUAUGGCCUAGAAACGCUACCAGAAACACGACCAUCAGCAUUAAUACAACAUCCAUACGGGUCUCCGUCUCUGGAUAAUGAUGUUCUGAACAUCAUGAAUCAGACCUGGGAAGAGUAUGACUUCAGUCAAUUUUCCUCUUUGCCCCAAAGCCCUGCCUUCACUGCAGGGGGACCGGGAUUUCAUCACGACGAACUUUCUCCCCGUCCUGGCGUGGACCCGAAGAGUAUGGAUUACUAUUGGUCUGGCCUUUCUCUCGAACUCAUUCCUUCUCAGACCUUUUCGCCCAUGCCCGACCCUCCUUUACCCGCGCCGUCGGCACCUGCUGUCGAGGAACGCGCUUCUGUUGGCUCGGAAGUAGACAAACGGCACAUCAUCAACUUCCAAUGUUUCAAUAGAGAUAGUGACACGGCAAUCUUCAAGCUUAGAGAUACUCCGAUGUUCCUAGCUGUUCUAGUAUUCUCGCAUGACACCGGCGACUUCUUCUAUCGACUAUCAGGAUGUGGGAAAACAGUACAUUGUACUAAACGAAGCUCAGCCUACACCAUUGAAAGAUCAAAAGCCGAAAAAAGACUGCGCAAAGAAGUUUUCGAUCCGAUGAAGAAAUCAGAGUCAGGCAAUGUGGCAUUCCUGGCGUUGUUGUCAGUAGCCAAGAGGUUUGUUGUCCUGGGAAGCCUGGGAACUCUCAAAGAUGUCCAAGAUUACUUGGUCGCAAUCUCUCGUGAAGUCAUUGAGCCUGGCCAGGAGUACGAAAAGUUCGUUCGUUGGGUCUACAGUUCCUCCACCACCCCUCAUUCAUGCAUGGAGUCGCCCCCGGACACGAAGACUAACCAAGAUGCUUUUCCAUCAAUGGCACAAGAUGAACAGAUCCAUCAGCAGAUCUAUCAAUGCGAAGUCCCGAACUGCACAAAGACAUACAAGACGGGCUCUGGGCUCUGGAAGCAUAAGCAGAAACAGCAUGAAAAGGACGUCGUGAGAAUAGCAUGUCCCCAUGCCGGUUGCACUUACGAAGACAUCCGGCGGGAUCUUGUGAGGCUGCAUUACCAAAGACUGCAUAGUCUGGACUUGCCUGCGGCUCUGAAAGCCGGAAGCCGGGGCCAGAAACGUCAAAGAGUCUCAUGA
This is a messenger RNA of Colletotrichum orchidophilum, 2136 nucleotides long. RefSeq lists its product as uncharacterized. NCBI's taxonomy places the organism in Eukaryota, Fungi, Ascomycota, Sordariomycetes, Glomerellales, Glomerellaceae. The coding region runs from base 1 to 2136 and encodes 711 amino acids. The record is from RefSeq and is a predicted model, not a curated record. The transcript has 3 exons.